AUGGCAGCGUCUGCAGCCAAUAACUUCAACGGGCUUGUGGGCAUAGCCGGAUCUCCGCCAAGCCUGAACGAAUCCCUUCGGCAGAGCAAUGUCCAGAGGCCGCGUGGAUCAAUCUCCACAGUAUGGGGACAUCAAUAUUUCGCCCUCGGGCAAACCCCUUCCUUGACGAUGAAAUGCGGUCUCCGCUUCGCCUUCAGCAUAGCCUGUCUAAUCCUCAUCUUUCUCUGGUUUCUGAAACAGCACGUCGAAGACAUCCUUGACCAGUACAGCGGGGGAUCCUAUUUUGUUGACUCCUUUAAUGCGCAUUUCCACCCGGAGACUCUCAACUUCCCGCAAGGUUCAACGACAGCCCAAAAUGUUGAAGCGGGGGACAAAAUCAUUGUUAUGGCUAAGCUGGAGGAGGAAGAUACUGAUUGGGUGCAGGAGGAACUUCCAGACUGGCAAAGAGCCAUAUACAUAGUCAACCCAUCCCCGCAAACCCUAAAAGACCCGCAAGCCCUCACUACCCCAGCAAACAAAGGCCACGAAUCAAUGGCCUACCUCUCCUACAUAGUCGACAACUAUGACAAACUCCCCCGCACCGUCGCAUUCCUUCACUCGCACCGAUCGGGAUUACUACAGGCAUGGCACGUCGACGCACCCUUGCACAAUAAUGUCCUCGCAAUGCGCAUGCUGCAGUUGGACUACGUCCAGCGCUCGGGAUAUGUCAACCUGCGCUGUAAGUGGAAUCCAGGCUGUAAAAAGGAACACAGGAUAAAUACACAUGUGACGCAGGAGGUGUGGGAAGAAAUCUUUUGGGGGACAAGCACGCCACCGCGGAAUUCCUCCUCUUCAGCGACGGCAUGGACAACGACGACAGGGGAAGAAGGAGCUGGCGCAGGAGACGACGACAACAACAACCCCUUACCACAGGGUAUGGAAAAACCCAAAGAAGUGGCAGCAGCCUGCUGUGCGCAGUUUGCCGUCUCGCGCGACCAGAUUCGCAAGAGGCCCGUGGAAGACUAUAUCCAUUUCCGCGACUGGAUUUUACAGACGAAGAAGAGCGAUGCGAGCAGUGGGCGUGUCAUGGAAUAUUUGUGGCAUAUUGUUUUUGGGAAGGAUGCUGUGUUGUGA
Messenger RNA from Paracoccidioides brasiliensis Pb18, 1113 nucleotides. RefSeq lists its product as uncharacterized. Bases 1 to 1113 code for a protein of 370 amino acids. The record is from RefSeq and is a predicted model, not a curated record. The transcript is spliced from 3 exons.